Molecule: messenger RNA, 1910 nt
Organism: Xylona heveae TC161
Lineage: Eukaryota; Fungi; Ascomycota; Xylonomycetes; Xylonales; Xylonaceae
Product: aspartyl aminopeptidase
Exons: 6
Coding region: 156-1697 (513 amino acids)
Biological process (GO): proteolysis
Cellular component (GO): fungal-type vacuole
Molecular function (GO): metalloaminopeptidase activity; zinc ion binding
Source: RefSeq, a predicted model, not a curated record
CAAAACACUGCAUCCCCUCCUUGCAAAGUCUCAUGCGCAAGCAAUCCCUGUCCAUUCUAUUCUCUUACACAUCACGUUACUUUUGUGUGAGAGCAGUGCCUUCUGUUUCGUUUCCCAGAGCUCCUUUUUCUUCUAGAGCUUCACUCGCAUAUAAUAUGGCGUCACCAGCAGCGGCCAAUGAUUUUUUGUCUUUUGUGAACGCUUCUCCCACUCCUUUCCAUGCUGUGCAUUCAGCGAAGGAGCGCCUCGCUGAAGCCGGCUUCAAGCAGAUCAAGGAGCGUGACUCGUGGGCGCACACUCUUCAUGCAGGAGGAAAGUACUACUUGACGAGAAAUGGCACCUCGAUUGUGGCCUUCGCCAUUGGCAAGAAAUGGAAGCCCGGUAACCCUAUCGCGAUGAUCGGUGCCCAUACGGAUUCUCCUGCGCUUCGUAUCAAACCUAUCAGCAAGAAGCAGGGCGAAGGCUUCCUCCAGGUCGGCGUCGAGACCUACGGCGGUGGAAUCUGGCAUACUUGGUUCGAUCGCGACUUGAGCAUCGCUGGACGGGCAAUGGUUCGAACCGAGGAUGGUCACUUCGAGCAGCGACUAAUCAAAGUCGAUCGUCCAAUCCUCCGAAUCCCCACCUUGGCCAUCCAUCUUGACAGACAGGAAACUUUCUCCUUCAAUAAGGAGACACAACUGUUCCCUAUCGCUGGUCUAGUCUCGGCCGAGCUGAACAGACAAGGAAAAACGCCAGAGAGCGUCAAGGCUGAGGCUGAGAAAAAGACUGAAGAGACAUCCAAGGAUGACUCCAAGGAUAAACCGUUCCAACCCUUGAAGGCUAUCACCGAGCGACACCAUCCUUAUGUUGUCGAGCUUAUUGCAGGCGAGGCUGGGGUUAAGCCGGAGGACGUGGUCGAUUUUGAAAUGGUUCUUUACGAUACCCAGAAAUCCUGCAUUGGAGGCAUCAAUAACGAGCUCAUUUUCUCCGCCCGCCUAGACAAUCUGAUGAUGUCGUAUUGCAGCACAUCAGGCAUAAUCGAAUCUCUCAAGUCCGUGUCAGCGCUCGAUGAGGACCCUACAAUUCGUCUCAUCUCGCUCUUCGACCACGAAGAGAUCGGCAGCCAGACCGCACAGGGUGCCGACUCGAACCUAUUACCCUCAGUUAUCCGUCGCCUCUCUGUCCUACCUUCAUCGCUGGAAACCGAGUCAGAUAAGUCCUAUGACAAGGUCGAGCGUGAAAGCUCUGAAAGCGCGACUGCGUAUGAACAGACGCUCUCGACAUCCUUCCUCAUCUCAGCAGACAUGGCGCACUCUGUGCAUCCCAAUUACUCGGGCAAGUACGAAUCGGAUCACCGACCAGAAAUGAACCAGGGUACGGUCAUCAAGAUCAAUGCCAACGCUCGCUAUGCUACCAACUCCCCAGGAAUCGUCUUGCUGCAAGAAGUGGCUCGGCGGGCCCCAGCCCAGGGGGAAUCCAGCGCAGGCGUGCCCCUGCAAAUGUUUGUCGUGCGCAACGACUCCUCUUGUGGAAGCACCAUUGGACCGAUGCUCUCCGCAGCCAUGGGCGUGCGUACAUUGGAUCUAGGUAACCCGCAGCUCAGCAUGCACAGUAUCCGUGAGACCGGCGGUGUGCACGAUGUAGAGCACGCAGUUCGCCUAUUCUCUAGCUUCUUUGCCCACUAUGGAGAAUUGGAGAGUAAAAUUCUUGUUGAUUAAGUCAUUGGUGUUAGGGACUUUUCCCAUUUGCUUUCUUGGGGUGGGGGGAGGGGGCGUAGGUUCAUUGAGGAGCAACCGCAGUCUUCUAUCACCAUCAUUAGAUGUUGAUAGUUCAAUAUAUGUUGGAUCAAAGCGUUGGUGUACGUUGAGUAGGUGUAUAUAGUUUGGUGAUAUCUAAAGAAUAUAUCUCAAUUCUAUUUGCAGCAGCCACGU